AGUCACUUAACAGAAGGAAGAACUGGAGCGGUGGGGAGGAGUCGGGGUCACCCCCGCCCCCAGCCUCGCGUAGGUGCCACCCGCGGAGAUGAAAUGUGAGCCUCGGUGGCCGAGGACUCCGGAUCCGCCGCUUAGCCCGCCUCAGGAGCCGCGGGGACAGACAAAGAGACCUUGGCCCCAGCGCAGUCCCGCGCGGCGGUCGGGCUCGCCUCCGAGACUCCCAGGGCCAUGGCCAGGUCUCCGCGCCACCCCGCUCUCCGGAGCGUUGCCCUCUCCAUCUGACCGCCCUUCAGCGCCCCCGUCCCUUCCCGGUUCUGUCCUGGCGCGCAACCUCCGGCCACUGGCUUGGAUGGACGCGCGGAGGCUGCCCGGGUGUCCAGGGGUCUUGCUUCCGAAGUUGGUGCUGCUCUUUGUCUACGCAGAGGAUUGCCUUGCUCAGUGUGGCAAAGACUGCAAAUCUUACUGCUGUGAUGGAACCACACCCUACUGUUGCUCCUACUAUGCCUAUAUUGGGAAUAUUCUCUCGGGCACAGCCAUUGCUGGCAUAGUGUUUGGCAUCGUAUUCAUCAUGGGGGUCAUUGCUGGAAUUGCUAUAUGUAUCUGCAUGUGCAUGAAAAACAACCGUGGGCCCCGGGUGGGCGUCAUCAGGACCACCCACAUCAAUGCCAUCGCCUCCUACCCUGUAGCACCACCCCCCUAUAGUUACGACCACGAGAUGGAAUACUGUGCAGACCUGCCUCCUCCAUACACACCGACCCCAGCUCAACGUUCCCCACCCCCUCCUUAUCCUGGAAAUUCAAGGAAGUAAUCUUUCUCCCAGAACCGAAUAUGUGUCAAUCAGAGAUCUCACCCGCAAUAAAAUGCCUCUACUCAGAAACAGACAGGAAAGGGUUGCCCUAAGGAAGAUCCUUUUGAGUCAGACAAUAUGUCAAGUUGACUGUCAAGGCCAAGAGAAGAAAUACAGGGUUUCCACUCUACUCAGGGCUGAGCCCAUCUGGAGUGUUCGUUGGGUUCAGUGGGACCACAUUUGAAGAGAUCUACCAAUCAACAUAAGCACACUCAGAAAAGAGUAAAAGAUGGACAAAACACCUGAAAUUCAUGUUACUGAAGGAACAGAUGAAGGAAAUUGAAAUCUUUGUCCUGAAAAAGAGAAGACUCAUGGAAGACGAGAGGAUAGCCUGGACUACCUAAGGAAACAACUAUACUCUAUAGCUUUAAAAUCAGAACUAGAAUCGUUCAAUCUUUUUGUUCAGCAACAAGUGCAGAUCCGGGUGCCUGAGAGCCUACUCUGUGCCUUAUGCUGUUGGAAGCACUGGAUGGAAUUUACAGGAGGGGGACUUUGGUUUCAGUAGAAGAAAGGGCAGUUGGAGCUUUCUUAUUGACUAGAUGGCUUUGUGAAACUCCCUGUCACUGUCGCCGAGACUCCAGCUUGGCUUGGCUAUCUGGUGGAGACAUACUCAAGAAGGAAGAGCUAAAUCAGAUGAGAGAUGCAGUCACUGGGCCCCCAGAAUUCUGCUCAUGUUUUAGGUAGAUGUGAGCCGAACUUCCUGCCACCAGGAAUGCAAACAACAGGAACAGUUGAAUCUUAUCUGUUUAAUGUGAGACUUAGCAUCAAAGGGACUCAACAGCUGCUUGAAGCCAAGAACUCUU
Messenger RNA from Phacochoerus africanus (Common warthog), 1650 nucleotides. It is a transcript of the gene CYYR1, whose product is annotated as cysteine and tyrosine rich 1. The transcript is spliced from 5 exons. The record is from RefSeq and is a predicted model, not a curated record. Bases 89 to 808 code for a protein of 239 amino acids. NCBI's taxonomy places the organism in Eukaryota, Metazoa, Chordata, Mammalia, Artiodactyla, Suidae.